Molecule: messenger RNA, 1035 nt
Organism: Dujonia railenensis
Lineage: Eukaryota; Fungi; Ascomycota; Pichiomycetes; Serinales; Debaryomycetaceae
Source: the annotation of a GenBank genome assembly
AUGAUUCCACAACCACCAGCUAAUGGAAGAAAACUUUGGAGAGUUCCAAGGAAGCCAUUGAGCACUUCCAACCCUGUUCACAAUUCUUCCAGAGAAUGUCUUGAAAACUCACUUAAGAUUGUCGCUGCAGGCAAGGCUUAUCUGACUAAGAGACCACCUUUGAGAAGACCAAAGAACCAACCAGGAAAGCCAAAAGACUUUGUUUUCGUUGAUCUUUCUCCAGUUAGAUCUGACGAAGAAGUUGCUAGCAAGAAGCAGAAAGUUUCUACUUCUACCUCUUCAGUUACUGCUAAGAGCUACCCAGCUAAUGUAUCUCCAAUUUCAGAAGCUUCAAAUGAUACCUUUUCGAUCUCUUCAGAUGAAGAGUCCAUGUUUUCAUUAUAUGAUUCUAGCAUGAACAACGCCAAUAAUGAUUUCAAUAACUUUAUUAAUCAACAACAGCCUGUGACUAUUAAUACUAGCACUAUGCCUCUUUUCACAAUGCCUGAAGCUGGUCUUGGCCUUUCUAUGGAUGACUUUCAAUUCGAUAUGUCUUCUUUCAAUUCACAGUUCAAUGCUUACCCAUACCCACAACAAGCACAACAGCAAGACUCCAUUAAGACACCUUACAUGUCUACUGCUCCAGUGAUGGCUACUCCUGAAAGAAGAAGAGCCGCCUCUACUUCUUUUGAGUACAAAACUCCAUCUCCAAAGAAGCCUACCUUAAAUCACAGACACACCAUAACUGAGAUUACUCCAAAUACCCAAGGCUUGGAAGCAUUCAUGAUGUUUAAUGAUCAAAUGCCAAUUCCUUACAACAACCACAAGGAAAUAAUACCCGAGUUUACUCACACAACUGUUCCAAGAACAGUUGCUGCUGCUGCUGACGCAUUUGACAUGAACGUCAACAACCAGUACUCCCCUAUCACUGAUGAUUCUGAAGUCGAAGACUUUCAGAACACUAAGUUAGGAAAGGCAAUCGAAUUCUCAAGUUACGAUAACAGUAUGUUACAGAAGCAACAAACUUUCGAUUUAAGUGCCUUUGUUGCCUUUUAA